Messenger RNA from Rhipicephalus sanguineus (brown dog tick), 952 nucleotides. RefSeq lists its product as uncharacterized. The record is from RefSeq and is a predicted model, not a curated record. Gene Ontology annotation, molecular function: protein dimerization activity. The coding region runs from base 56 to 952 and encodes 298 amino acids. NCBI's taxonomy places the organism in Eukaryota, Metazoa, Arthropoda, Arachnida, Ixodida, Ixodidae. The transcript has a single exon.
GAGAGUGAAUUCAGUUAAACGAUUCACCGAGAACUAUGAAAGGGUUCAGGCUACGAUGCAGGAGCUGUUACAAACUCCAGGAUCACUUAGAGAUGAUCGGAGAGGGAUUAUGAGAGGGUACGAAAAGCAGCUGCAGAAGUUUCAUACUCUAUUCGGAUUAAACAUGUCCAAAGAACUGUUUGGCCCAUGCGAGCAACUUGCCAGGGCUCUUCAGAGUCCCAAAUACAGUGCGACCGGAACCAAACAGGCAGCUAAAGCACUGUGUCAGACCAUGGCGAACCUGAGAACAGAGGACGGCUUUGAUCGAGUUUUUGAAGAAACACAAAAUGCCGCCAUGAGGUUGGGCCUUGAUCAGAGUGAAACCGCGGUCGCCAGACGCGUAAAACCGCCCACGCGAUUUGAGCAUUCAAUUAAGCCUGCUCCUCCAGUGGUAUUGGAUGCAAAGACAAAGCUCCGAAAAGAGUUCUUUGCGGCAGUUGACUGCGUGACAUCCGAAAUAAAAAAUCGGUUUGACCAACCAGGCAUGGACUAUCUAGCAAAGCUUGAAUGCGCGAUCGUCAACAGUACACGUGGACAGCGAUUAACCGAGGAGGCACUGAAAGAAGCUCUCGGAGUCCACAGCACAGAUUUUGAUCUAGACAGGCUUGCGGCACAGCUUCUACUCCUUCCAACAGUUAUUUCUGGGGCAGGUGUGAACACUGUUGAAGAUGUGGCUGAACAACUGAGGUCCGAGUCUCAAACAGUUCGGAAUCUUUUGGACCAGGUUGUGAAACUUGUGCAGCUUUUGUUGACUGUACCCGCAUCAGCGGCAUCAGGAGAGCGCUCUUUUAGUGCGCUCCGGCGAGUGAAGACAUAUCUUCGCAGUCGCAUGACGCAGGCCCGUCUCACUCAUCUUCUCCUCCUGCACACCCACCGGGAAAGAACAGGAAAUUAUCUCUGGAUAAAGUCAUGA